Molecule: messenger RNA, 4892 nt
Organism: Poecilia reticulata (guppy)
Lineage: Eukaryota; Metazoa; Chordata; Actinopteri; Cyprinodontiformes; Poeciliidae
Gene: map2k4b
Product: mitogen-activated protein kinase kinase 4b
Biological process (GO): MAPK cascade; protein phosphorylation
Molecular function (GO): JUN kinase kinase activity; ATP binding
Source: RefSeq, a predicted model, not a curated record
CAGACGUGGCCGUGAUACAGCUGCUGCGUUCAAGUGACGCAGUGUCCCGUCUGGAGGCAGGGCAGCCAGGGGAGGGCGAAGUUUCACUCUGCAUUGCAGCCCGAGCGCUGGCUGCCGCCGGAACACAACAAUGGCGACUCCCAGUCCGAACGGCAACUCCACGGGCUCCGGCAAUAUUCUGGGGGCCACGUCGCAUCACCUUCACCAACAGACACAGAGCAGCAGCAUGCAAGAAACCAACACCUGCUGGAGAUGUCAAAGUGAAACAGGGUUUCAGAUAAGCCUGUCCGGAGUGCCCCAAAGCAAACGUAAAGCCCUAAAGUUAAAUUUCGCCAACCCUCCGGUGAAGCCGACCUCCAGGCUCCCGCUUCAUCCCACGGCUCCAUCGUUCCAGAAUCCUCACAUAGAGCGCCUGCGGACACACAGCAUCGAGUCGUCCGGGAAGCUGAAGAUCUCCCCGGAGCAGCACUGCGACUUCACCGCGGAGGACCUGAGGGACCUCGGGGAGAUCGGCCGCGGCGCCUACGGCUCCGUCAACAAGAUGGUCCACAAACCGACGGGCCAGAUCAUGGCAGUCAAGAGGAUUCGCUCCACUGUGGACGAGAAGGAGCAGAAGCAGCUGYUGAUGGACCUGGAYGUGGUGAUGAGGAGUAGCGACUGUGCCUACAUCGUCCARUUCUACGGCGCCCUCUUCAGAGAGGGGGACUGUUGGAUUUGCAUGGAGCUUAUGUCUACCUCAUUAGACAAAUUCUACAAAUAUGUAUAUUGCGUAUUAGAUGAUGUCAUUCCAGAGGAAAUAUUAGGCAGAAUAACAUUAGCUACCGUUAAAGCACUGAAUCACUUAAAAGAAAACUUGAAAAUAAUUCACAGAGACAUCAAACCUUCCAACAUUCUCAUGGACAGAAGGGGAAACAUCAAACUGUGUGACUUCGGCAUCAGCGGCCAGCUGGUGGAUUCCAUAGCCAAGACUAGAGAUGCAGGUUGCAGGCCUUACAUGGCACCUGAAAGGAUAGACCCCAGUGCUUCCAGGCAGGGCUACGACGUCCGCUCCGACGUUUGGAGCUUGGGAAUCACCUUGUAUGAGUUGGCCACAGGGAGAUUCCCGUACCCCAAGUGGAAUAGUGUUUUUGAUCAGCUGACGCAAGUGGUGAAAGGGGAGCCUCCACAGCUCAGCAACUCAGAGGAGAGGCAGUUCUCCCCGAAGUUCACCAACUUCGUUAACCUAUGCCUUACUAAAGACGAGUCAAAGAGGCCAAAGUACCGGGAGCUUCUGAAACACCCGUUUAUUCUGAUGUACGAGGAGCGCUUCGUGGACGUGGCCAGCUACGUGUGUCGCAUCCUGGAUCAGAUCCCUGCCUCGCCCGUCUCCCCUAUGUACGUCGACUGAUGCCAAGAAGAGCGUUCCCAUCGGCGGAGGACGGAGGGGUCCCUUAACGUCCAGCGGGGUGGUACACUAAGCUUUGUGAUGCGACGCUUGUCAACUUAACCUUCAGUUAUGUAGGGUCACAUGUUUGUUCACACGUUCCAAAGAACAAAGGAAUUAAAUCCAAACUUUCCAGUGCAAUGAGAUGAAAAUUCCCCCCCAAAAGAAGAAACAUUUCCCAGUCAUUUUAAGAUCCCUAAAUAAUCUCUUCCAUGUUAAAGCAGAGAAACUUGAAGCAGCAACUUUGUCUUAGUAAAGCGCAAUGCAUCGUUUUAUGUGACACAAAGAAUAGAGUAUACAUACAUGGAAUAUAUACUUGUUCACAAAAAUCUACCAAAUGAAAUUGUGUGUAGCUUAUGAUGUAUGAACAAAACAGCAACCUAACGGAUUGUACGUUGUAUGCAUAUUUGUCUUUGCCUAAAAUGACGACUUGUAUGGAUUAUUGCUGACAGACCUACUGUCUAAAAAUCACACCCGUUUUGCUGUGAGCACCUUCACACACAGUCAAUGAAUGGGUAUGCAAAUGUUUCUUUUCUGGAAGCUUAUGGUAGCGUGGCUUUACUUUUUUUUUUUUUUUUUUUUUUUCAAUAUGCAAUCUGUGACAGCUUGUCUUAAAUGUUUUAUCUUCUUACACCUACUGCAGUGCUGGGCUCUGUGUGAGCUUUGACCUUUUUGUUUAAGUCACUUAACUAGGUAUGUGCUAUUCCAGAAGAACAUUUUCAGUUAGCUACUGAUGCUAACCUCUCAAAACAAAGUGCACACAGUCGGGUAAGCUGAAUUACUUUGUGAGAGGCAGAAAAGAAACGGCAUUGUUGUACAAGAAACUUUACCAAAAAGAGAAGGAGUUUAUUAUAAAAGACUUUUGUGAAAGAUAAACUCAGCUAUUGUUGAAAUGAGGAGCUUUCUGCUGUGUUAAUUCUUUYRUACAUGUUGCUAAAUCCUAUUUCUACAUAAACUUUUCGUAAAGGCAAGUGCCUAACGGUUGAUACAUGAUUUAAAGUUUAGGUUUGUUACAUGUAAAGCUGUUAAUCUCUGGAUCUUUGAUUAAUAUUUUUAUUAUAUAGGUGACCUGCAAUUGUUACUUUUUAUCCAAAGAAACUUGCAAAGCAUUGAAAACCAAACAUUUAACCAAAAAAAACAACAAAAAAAAACAAAGGCCUGUUUUCUCUGAGAACAGGUGCUACUUGUACAUUGACAUGGAAUAUAUACAUUAAUUUAAAACUACCAAAAGUUGUUAGCUUACCAGUGUUAUAUAAAUUCCUUUUUAAACAGAUUUACUUUUGACUGGCUAUCAAAAAUACCAUAAGUUACAGUUUAAGACAUACUUGCGUCAUAGAGUACCAGACAAAGAAGGAAUUAUGUUUACUUUUUUUAUAUAAAUGUAGUUCAAAGGAAAAUAAUCCAUACUAAUAGUGCUUUUGUUUAUUUUGUCACAGCUAGCUAAAAUGCGGCCUAACUAGCUGUAGCAAACAACUAGCUAAAAAGCGACCCAACUACCUGUAGCAAACGGCUAGCUAACAAGAGGUCUAACUAGCUGUAGCAAACGGCUAGCUAACCCAGAUGCAAGUUCUAGCUAACAGAAAUUUUAGCUAACUGUUAGCUAGCUAAAGCUGUCACACCUAACAGUUAAAUACAUUAUAAACUGAUAUGUUUUGCUAAUCUAGCAAAAAUCAUAGUUUCCUCCUUAGACCACAAACUCUGUUCUAUACAUAUUAGUGCAUUUUUUGGAAAUAAAUAAGGUUCUACUUGAGAGACAUGCUCAUCUUCAUGAACAUAACCACCAGCUGAUUUCUGAAACAGGAAGACUCUUAGUUCUGUGACUAAAACAAUAAGGCAACACACACAGAGAAUCAAACCUGAAGUUAAUCCAAUGCUACAUUGCCUGAUGUAAAGUUACAUUCGGAUGUUGUUUUCACUGAUGUAAAUAGAUAUGUAUAUAGCCACAAAAAACAACUGUUCUUGGCAGGUUCUGCUCAGAUCUUCUAAGGUUCGUUCCUAAAACAUGGUCAUCAUGUCAGACAGGAGAGGAGAUGUGGCUUCGUACUGAGAAAUGUUACCAUAUAGACUUUUUUUUUUUCCCCUCGUCUCCUCAACAGCCUGUCUUAGCACUGUACAGUCAAACUCACCCCUCGUGACCACAGAUCCUCCAUGCUGCCACAAACAGGCAUGCAGUAGUAACUACAGCUCUACAUGUUCUGACAGCUUCUUUCUGUCAAAUUAAAGGAAUAGACGGAACAACGGUAAAAUGCUGCUAAUCACAUGCUACCAACUUCCAUACCACAACUGUUGAGAGGAGGAAAGACUCUCCUCGCUUCGUCUCCCGCCCUUUGACCCCUCAGGUCACCCUGGAGCCUGCAUGUCCUCCGGUGACUCGGCAUGCGUCGGGGCUGAAGCCCAUCGUGCCAUUUCCUCGCCUAUCGAUUUGUUUGGCCCAAACGUGUCGUAGCUUCCUAGGACCGGUCCGACUACGAAGACCCGAGAAGAACAGUCAGACUUCAAUGAGGUAGAUUCUUAACAAAACACUUCACGCAACACUGUAGAGAUCCAUCAUCCAAUGAAAUUUAAAUGUGUAGGAAAAUAUAUAAUAAAUAAUAGUAAAAUUCUCAUUGUGUCAAAUCUAGAGUGAAAUUCGCUGGUUUUAUUGCCAAAUCGGGUAGUGAUUUGGUGAUAUUGUAAAAUAUUGUAAUACUGCAGUUUCCUAAAAGCUGCCAUUGUGGCUCAAAUCCAAAAGGAAAUUGUAUUCUUCAUGAGGUUAAUUUAUUGUUUUGGGAGUUUGUCUGAGUCGCAUCUGUUUUUUUUUUUCAGUGUCGUUGAGGCAAAAGAAAUGUUUCAAAUACUUUAAUGGUGCUUUUAAUAGUAAGAAUGUAGUGGAUAAAACCAUACCAGCACCYUGUAUGACAUUAGAAAUGGCCAUGCUCAGUUAAAUGGUUGUACAAUUCAACUACAACAGUUUACAAGAUUAGUUAAAUAGCAUCAGUCUGUUGGAGUAUCACUGGUAUUGUUACAUUUGGGAUAGUCAAAGAAAAUGCAUACGUUUGGUUCAUUAUGGGUUUCUACAGCCGUUAGCUGUGCCAUACCUCCCAUUGUGCGGGUGUACGUCAGGUCAUUUUGUUAGGAACAGUGAACGGUCUUUUUUUUUUUUUUUUUUACCUGUCCGGGAAAGCAAAACAUUACAACCACCAGAUUAAACUCUGUCAUAAGGAGUUCUUGUCAGGCCUGUACUUUUCGUCUCCUUCCUGAAUGGCAGUAGAUGGCGCUGUUUUCCCUGCAGAUCUGCGGGGUUCAUCGCGGGAUGAUGCGUUUCCAGGAAGCACGCUUGCCACUGGGRAAUAUGAGCCUCCAGGGUACAUGUUGUACAAAUUGCAAUUUACCAGAAUGUUCAUAUUAGAAUAUAWGAUGAUAUUAAGGGCAAUGAAUAUUAUAAUGUAUGUUUAUUGAGGGUUACAAUAAAAGUUCCCCAUGAAAAAGA